Messenger RNA from Vitis riparia (riverbank grape), 513 nucleotides. RefSeq lists its product as uncharacterized. The transcript has 3 exons. The coding region runs from base 88 to 291 and encodes 67 amino acids. Lineage: Eukaryota; Viridiplantae; Streptophyta; Magnoliopsida; Vitales; Vitaceae. The record is from RefSeq and is a predicted model, not a curated record.
AGCGUUAUUAAAUAGCCGAAAUCUUGUGUCCGCUCAGUGUCUCUCCCAUUUUUCUGCUCAACCUACGCAGGUUCAGAUUUUCUCAGGAUGACAGAGCCACCUUUUGUUCCAAGAGAGAGGCUUUUUGAGAAGCAACGAUUUUUCCAGAGCAUCCAUAAGCACACAUACCUGAAAGGACCAAUGGACAAGAUUACCUCAGUUGCCAUUCCUGCUGCUUUGGCAGCUACUUCCAUUGCUCUUAUUGCACAAGGGAUCUAUAAUAUGUCUCAUGGGAUUGGAAAGAAAGAAUGAAGAGGCAAAAAUCUGUUAGAUAAUGGCCUAUAUGAUUGGCAGCUAAAAUUUCAAAAAAUUGCAUGCUGUUGGAAUUUGACUAGAGUUGUUUGUUGAAGCAUAUUGUUUUCUACCUCUAAUAAAUGCUUAGUUUGCAAUCUGGGAUCACCAAUGGAAAGAUGAAACUUUCUUGUUGACUGUUUGUUUGUCUAGUUUUUAUAUUGAGAGCCAUUGAAUCCUGCA